AUGGAUCUCAGAAGAAGAGGCUUUCCAGCGUCCUACAGACUUCGAGUUCUCCUGAUGCUGUUCCAUACAAUGGCUCGAAUCACGGCAGAACAAGAAGUGGAAAAUCUCUCAGGCCUUUCCACUAACCCUGAAAAAGAUAUAUUUGUGGUGCGGGAAAAUGGGACGACGUGUCUCAUGGCCGAGUUCGCAGCCAAAUUUAUUGUCCCUUAUGAUGUGUGGGCCAGCAAUUAUGUCGAUCUGAUCACGGAACAGGCGGAUAUCUCACUGACCCGGGGAGCUGAGGUGAAGGGCCGCUGUGGCCACAACGAGUCGGAGCUGCAGGUGUUCUGGGUGGAUCGCGCGUAUGCGCUCAAAAUGCUGUUCGUAAAGGAAAGUCACAACGCGUCCAAGGGACCCGAGGCGACGUGGAGGUUGAGCAAGGUCCAGUUUGUCUACGAUUCCUCGGAGAAGACCCAUUUUAAAGACGCAGUCAGUGCUGGGAAGCACACGGCCAACUCCCAUCACCUCUCUGCCUUGGUCACCCCAGCUGGGAAGUCCUAUGAGUGUCAAGCUCAGCAAUCCAUUUCACUAGCCUCCAGCGAUCCACAGAAGACAGUCACCAUGCUUCUGUCCGCAGUCCACAUCCAGCCUUUUGACAUCAUCUCUGAUUUUGUCUUCAGUGAAGAGCAUAAGUGUCCAGUGGAUGAGCGGGAGCAGCUGGAGGAAACCUUGCCCCUGAUUUUGGGGCUCAUCUUAGGCCUCGUCAUUGUGGUAACACUGGCGAUUUACCAUAUCCACCACAAAAUGACGGCCAACCAGGUGCAGAUCCCUAGGGAUCGAUCCCAAUAUAAGCACAUGGGCUAGGCAGCCCCCGAGACACCCUCCCCCAGCUGGAUCAGGUAGAGAAACAAAAGCACUUUUCCACCUUGUACAUGGGAUACACCAACAUAGCUACAAUGCAACAGGCCUGGCUGUCCAAGGCUUGCUUGGCCUGCGUCCAUGCUUAAAUCCAGGGAUGGGGGGGAUUCUUUUGGAUUCAUGGGUGAAUGGCAGAUAUUCUCUCCAGACUGGGGAAUGAGGCGGGAGGGGUCAGCCAGCUUUCAUGCUCAUGGUGGCUUGGCUUUGACUCUCCAACGAGCAACACAUACGACUCAGAGGAGUAUCUGGCUCCAAAGUUUAGGGAUGGAAAGACACUUCUUUUGGAAAGACACCCCUUUAGGUUCAGAGAAAAAGGGGGUGCUUUGGUCCCUUGGCCUACCUUAUUCAGUUGUCAGUGCAUACAAAAUACAGCCUCAUGCUCCCUAUGGCAAGACCCUUGAAAGUGAUCCAUGCUUCUGGCUGGCAUUCUGCAUGUCUAGUGAUUGUCUUGGGAAUGUUUCACUGCUACCUGCCCCCAGUGACUUUGCAGCACAGAACCUGUUUAAUGUAACUAUGCACAGUUGUUUGGACUUCAUAGUGCGUCAGGUCCAAGUAAGGGGACCUGAAGAACCAAUCGUGUGAGCUUGUUUUUCAAAAUGAAUUAAAACACACUACUGUCUAA
This is a messenger RNA of Zalophus californianus (California sea lion), 1519 nucleotides long. RefSeq names its product lysosomal associated membrane protein family member 5 (gene LAMP5). The record is from RefSeq and is a predicted model, not a curated record. NCBI's taxonomy places the organism in Eukaryota, Metazoa, Chordata, Mammalia, Carnivora, Otariidae. Gene Ontology annotation, cellular component: membrane.